Molecule: messenger RNA, 3227 nt
Organism: Setaria italica (foxtail millet)
Lineage: Eukaryota; Viridiplantae; Streptophyta; Magnoliopsida; Poales; Poaceae
Product: histone-lysine N-methyltransferase, H3 lysine-9 specific SUVH5
Exons: 2
Coding region: 337-2988 (883 amino acids)
Cellular component (GO): nucleus
Molecular function (GO): zinc ion binding; protein binding; histone methyltransferase activity
Source: RefSeq, a predicted model, not a curated record
GCGCUCAGCAACAAGUCACUCCACCACUGCGCCCGGCUCCCCUCGGCCAGAGCCCAUCGCCGCGCGACCCUUUCAUCAUCGCUUGACUGCUUGAGCCUUGAGGGCCUUGAGAGGGGAAGAGGAAGACCCACUGCCCCAGCCGAGCCCCCUCUCUGCUGUCUGCUCCACCGUUACGGGAAGGAAAUCCUCCACCAGUACCGCCGCUCUCUACUCCCCGCCCGUCCCGGAACCGCCCCACCCCGCCCCGCCUCGCCCGCGCGGCGGGUAGUUGCCGCCUCCAGGGGGCAGAGGAUUUCGGAGGGGCCGGCGGGUGAGUCCGAGCAGAGGCGGCGGCGGAUGGAGAUGGGGGCGGCGGCGGUGCCACCGAGGGCGGCCGGGCCGAGGAGGUACAAGGUGCUCGUGCCCUGGCGCUUCCAGCGCGGCUUCGUCAGGGAGCCGCUCAAGCACGCCGCCGCCGCAGCGCCCAGCGACGGCGGCGGGGAGACCGUCGGCGACCCGGAUGCGGAAAACUGCGGAUCGGGUGGGGCGCCGAACGCCGGCGGUGAGAGCGUCAGCGUCCGGGACGCGGAAAAUUGCGGAUCGGGUGGGGCGCCGAGCGGCGGCAAGAGCGGGGGAGUUGGUGGAGGAGAGCAGCAAUCGGAAGGAUGCACUCCUAGUCAGAGUUUGAAGAGCCCUGGUGUGGAUAAUGGGGGUCGCCCUGUACCUGGAAAUGCUUGCAAUCUGGGCAACGGCGGGGUGAAGAGCUCCGGAUUGGAAGGUGCUGAAAAUAGCAGGGGCGCUAACAUCGGUGUCGAAACUGGUGAGGACUGCAAUUUGGGGAGCUCCAAUUGUGAUGGUAGUGUGAAGGAUGCUGGCACACAGGAUUUAGGGGGUACCGGUGAUGGACCAGCUCGUGAACCUGAGGUUGGAAGCAAUGUAGGAGUGGAGAAGAGCUUUUCCCAGGGUUUGAAGGAGUCUUUUGUGGAUCAGACUCGACUAAAGAGCAAUGGUUGUUCUGCUUCAGAUCUCAGGUUGGAGGACCCAGAGAGAAAUGUUGGGUUGGGAGAUUCCGCUUGUCACACUGCAAAGGAGUGUGGUACGGAUGAUGGGGCGGCCAAGAAGAGUAAUGCAGCAGCCAAAGGUUGCAGUUUGGCAACUCCUGGUAACAAUGGUAAUGGAAUAUAUUGCCGCAAGGGGCGGAAGGCAGUCGUGCCAUGGAGAUUCCAGGUUGGGUACAAGCGAUCAUUCUCCAAAGCUUUUGGCUCCGAUAAUGGAUCUCCUGAUCUUCCAGUAUUCAGGUUUGAUGACAGUUCAACACAGUGCGCUCCAGCAACUAGAAGCAGUGUGCGGUAUUAUGCAAGUGCUCAUUCUGGUGUUAGAGUUUCAGCUAUGCGUGACUUCUCUGUAAAAGGUGAAAAUGAGACUGGUUCUGGAUAUAAGAAGAGGAAAACCAAUAAUGAUGAUCAGGAUAAAGCAAUGCCAAAUAAUGGAGGUGUCAUCGUUAGAGAAAGCAUCAUGCGGUCUCUACAGGAUUUCCGGUUAAUUUAUCGGGAUCUUUUGGAUGAAGAAGAAGACAAUUCGAGGGAAGAAGUGCUUAACGUGCGACCUGAUCUACAGGCUUACAGAAUUUUCAGGGAGCGGUUCUCCACAGAGUGUGAUGAUAAGAAAUACAUUGGCAGUGUGCCUGGAAUAUAUCCUGGUGAUAUCUUUCAUUUGAGGGUAGAGCUUUGUGUUGUUGGUCUCCAUCGCCCACACCGGUUAGGUAUUGAUCAUACCAAGAACCAUGAUGGGACCAGUGUCGCUAUUAGCAUUGUAUCUUAUGCACAAUCUUCUGACAUCAAGUAUAAUCUGGAUGUCUUGGUGUAUACUGGUUCGGUGGCAGUUACAGUCAAUCAGAAGAUAGAGGGUACCAACCUGGCACUUAAAAAGAGUAUGGACACUAAUAUACCAGUCCGUGUUAUUCAUGGGUUCACCACUGCUAAUGGAAAAAAGAAGUUUCCUACUUAUAUAUAUGGCGGUUUAUACCAUGUUGAGAAGUACUGGAGGGAGAAAGAGCAUGGAGACCGUUAUGUAUAUAUGUUCCGACUGAGAAGGAUUGAAGGACAGAAACACAUUGACAUCAAAGAAAUUCUGCAAUCAGGAAAAUCUGGACCAAAUGAUAGUGUCAUCAUCAAAGAUCUAUCCCGAGGAUUGGAGAGGGUCCCUGUAUCUGUUGUUAACAAAAUAUCCAAUGAGUGCCCAAUGCCCUAUCGCUACAUUUCACGCCUUCAAUAUCCCCGUAACUAUCGGCCAACUCCACCAGCAGGUUGUGGUUGUGUAGGCGGAUGCUCAGACUCAAAAAAGUGUGCAUGUGCUGUGAAAAAUGGUGGAGAAAUCCCUUUCAAUGAUAAAGGCCGCAUUGUAGAAGCAAAACCUCUAGUUUAUGAGUGUGGGCCUUCUUGCAAGUGCCCUCCUACAUGUCGCAACAGAGUUGGCCAACAUGGCCUCAAGUUUCGGCUGCAAGUCUUCAAAACAAAAUCAAUGGGUUGGGGUGUGAGAACUCUUGACUUCAUACCAUCUGGAAGCUUUGUUUGUGAAUAUAUAGGGGAAGUGUUGGAGGAUGAGGAGGCACAAAAAAGGACGACUGACGAGUACUUAUUUGCUAUUGGACACAAUUAUUAUGAUGAAUCUCUUUGGGAGGGUCUAUCAAGAUCAAUACCCUCACUUCAGAAGGGUCCGGGUAAAGAUGAUGAAGCUGGAUUUGCUGUUGAUGCUUCAGAGAUGGGGAACUUCGCAAAAUUUAUCAAUCAUAGUUGCACCCCCAACCUCUAUGCACAAAACGUCCUCUAUGAUCAUGAAGACAUCAGUGUGCCUCAUGUCAUGUUCUUUGCUUGCGAUGAUAUUCGACCCCGUCAAGAACUAGCAUACCACUACAACUAUAAAAUAGAUCAGGUACAUGAUGCCAAUGGUAACAUCAAGAAGAAAAAAUGCCUUUGUGGCUCAGUGGAGUGUGAUGGCUGGUUGUAUUAAGUUUAGAUUUUUGAAUGUGCUUUUUUUUAGGCAUAGCUGAUCUUGUUUCAUUGAGUCUGCUUUUAGAUGAUUUUAUGGCUACAAGUGUAUGAUAGACAUCAAUGCUUGGUUGCCAAUGGGGUAAGGUUUUUCCUUCUCUUCCACCCUAUUUGUUAUUUUGUAUGUCUAACUUUUAAAUAUGAAGACAGCUGUGCACGUAUACAUGCUAAUAAGUUUAUGUGGAAUUUCCUUUUCAACAA